Molecule: messenger RNA, 4443 nt
Organism: Trichoplusia ni (cabbage looper)
Lineage: Eukaryota; Metazoa; Arthropoda; Insecta; Lepidoptera; Noctuidae
Product: ankyrin repeat domain-containing protein 11
Exons: 16
Coding region: 234-2711 (825 amino acids)
Cellular component (GO): nucleoplasm
Molecular function (GO): protein binding
Source: RefSeq, a predicted model, not a curated record
UGUUCACACUUUUUUUAUAUGAAGUUGUCAUUCCUCUGUCUGUUGAGUGUUGUAGAAAUUAUUCACUGAAGAUUACCUUCGAAUUUGUAGAAUUUCAAGAAAUUCUGAUAUGCUUAGUUUUCUUGCUUCUUUAUUUCCGCGGUGAAAAUGUGUAAUAACUUAAUGACGAUGUUUUAAAUGUAGGUAGACUUACCUCUGGCGCCAUAAGUAAGAGAGCUGGUUAUGCCCGAAGCAUGCCAUCGACGUCGCGGUCGAGGGGCUCCGGGCGCGGGCCGGACGGCGCGCCACGGGCCCAAGUCAUAGCGCCCAUGUCGGAGCGGCAGCAACUGGCGCUGGUGAUGCAGAUCUCAUCACAGGACGCCCCACCAGCCGCUCCGACCCCAGCAGAAGAACGAAAACGUACGAGACAGCAGCGCAACGAGCGUGGUGAGACACCUCUGCACGUAGCAGCUAUCAGGGGUGAUCACGACCAAGUCAAGAAGCUGCUUGAUCAAGGACAAGAUCCUGAUGUACCAGAUUUUGCUGGGUGGACACCACUUCAUGAAGCGUGCAGUUAUGGGUGGUAUCAAGUUGUAGUGGUACUUGUAAAUGGUGGGGCAAAUGUCAAUGCAAAGGGUUUAGAUGAUGAUACUCCUUUACAUGAUGCCACAACUUCUGGCAAUCUAGAAAUGGUUAAGUUUCUCAUUGAACAUGGAGCCGAUCCAUUUGUCAAGAACACUAAGGGGAAAAUGCCAUCAGAUUAUGCAGCACCUCACAUCUUUGAAUACGUGGAGUCUUUGAAAGAUAAUAACGCGAGAGCAACACACGUCAGUCGGGCAAGGGAUGACAGCAUCAAAAAAGGUUGCAAUGCCAGUGGUAACAGCGAUUGCAGUAAGCGGAACAACAUGGAGACCCUAGCGCAGGGGGAACAUUUUGAUGGCAAGGACAUCACCACACAGGAAAAAGGGGGAACCGCUGAAUCCAGAGACGAUGGUACACAGCUAAGUAGCGGGGUGGUGUCAUCGACUCAGGACGAAUGCAACAAACGUUCAUACGAAGAAUCUGGAGACAAUGAAGCGGCCGAAGAUGAUGUUUCCAAACGUAAGAAACGGAAGGAGACGGAAGAAAAGGAGCCGAUGGGGAAGCCCGCCCCCGUGGCGCGGAGUGGAACUGGACGUAUCCUAACCGGCAGUAAGCCACCGGGACCGGCGAGCAAGACGGGCGCCCUGCCGCUGGGUAAAAGCGGUGGCUCUCAGAGCGUUGGCAAGGGCGGAGCUGGAGGCUCCGGCAAGGGGGCGGCGCAGUCGCAGGGAAAAGGAGGCGUUGGCUCUAAGGCAAACGCACAAGGUUCACAUCAGGGCAAAUCUGGAGGAGGAAAGGGUGGCGGCCUACAACUUGGCAAACAAGACAGAAAGAGCCCAGUAGCUAGUCCAAAACCAAAUCAAGCCAAAGACAACAACGAUGGCGACGACGAUCCAAAAAGCCAGGAGUCAGCAGCACCGAAAGUCCCGCCGUUGAAGAUUGUGAUCCCAGGCGGCGCGGGCGGCUCCGGCAGCAGGAACGAGCAGGAGGGUGAGGGUGGUACAGGUCAAAGAGGAAGCGGCAAGGGUCGGGGUAGCGCAUCGACUUUGCCGUACGUCAUUCCGUGUACCAGCACAGACACAGGACAGACAUCCGAUAGCUCAGACGGCAACUCCGAUGACAAGCGAGGGGAAGGAGGCAAGGCUGGACAGAGAGUCCUCCGUUCUCAUAGGGCGAAUGACGGGGAGAAAGAUAAAGAUAAGGAGAGGACGUCCCCUCAGACAGGGAAUGACAGCCGCUCCGGGGCGGGACAGGCUCAAGCUAACUUGAAUUCCAAUAAAAGUCCUCAACCUUCGGGCUCUGGCCAAGAUCACGACCACACGGUGUCAUCGUCGAAUUCGGGUAGAUCGGAAUCAAAUGCAGGGCAUGUGGAACUUCACCCAAGAAAAAGGAAAAUUAAAGCAUCAAAGGAUGGUCAUUCGCGUGAUCAAUCCAAGAGCGAAUCACAUGAAACAAGCACAAGCCUGCAUAACAUAACCCAUUCCAACCCAUACCAAAUGUAUAUUCACAUUAGAAAACAGAUCGACCGUCGCCAGAAAGGUUUGUUCCCGGUAAAACCCAAACCUCCAAAGGAUUUCAACAAAUAUUUGAUGAAUCGCUGCACAUACACACUUCAGGGUAACGUGAAUGCUGACCCGCAAAUUGAAAUACCCCACAAUUUGCCAUCGCAAAUGAUUAACGAGUUUACAACUCAAGAAAAAGAAAGAACAAGGCUGCGUAUACAACAUCUAGUAGAAAAAGAGAAGCUUGUGUUGGCUGUCGAACAAGAAAUAUUGCGUGUUCACGGGCGCGCCGAACGCGCCGUGGCCAACCAAUCUCUUCCUUUCUCCGUGUGCACAAUACUACGAGACAAAGAAGUCUACAAUGUAUUAGCCCCAGAGCAGGAAGAGAAACGUAACGCUCAGCGCUCCCGCUGCAACGGCAGACAGAUUAAUUCUUGGCUCCAAGAAGUCGAUGACAAAUGGGAGAAGAUCAAAGAAGGCAUGCUUCGGCGUCAACACACAGAGGCACAAACUCUGCACGCAGUACAGACGAUGGGAUGGGAAUGGAAACUUAAAGAGUGUGGAAUAUGCGAUUAUAAAACAACGCCCAAAAUUGAUCCAGUACACGUGCCUCAAAUACACGUGUCGAAUUUUGACUUGCCCGCUUGAAUUUAAGUUCAUAUUGCCUGUGUUCAUGUAACGUCUUCACGUAUGUCGUGUUGACAUAAAUACUAGUGUUUAAGUUUUUUCUUAAUCUUAAAAAAAUAAUUAUAACAUCGAUUGGUAAUAAGAAUCAAGCGGAGCUACAAAAUUGGAUUUUAAACUCUAAAUUUGCUCGACGUUUGUCGAGUCAGCCUUCUAUUCUCCCGCGCAACAUUUUUCGAUAACUUGUUAUUUAUCACAGUUAUUAAUUAUACUGCACACCUAUCAUUUAACAAUUAAUAACAUGUUACCGGAAGAUGAUCAAAAAUCUAAAUUAAGUUUUUUAUAGCUAUCGCAAGGACAAUCACUAUACAUAAUUGUUAUAAAUGCUUUAUUUUUUCAUUGUCCUUGCUCUUUCUGGGUAUACAUGAACGAGUAAACUGUACGUGUAUCAGUGACCUUUUCAACGCGUUUUCCGAAUUGUAAAGGUUACUUAUUUAAACGUCUUGAUUACUUGAGCGUGUAAUAAUUAUGUAUAAUAGAAUAUGUAAUUAAUUACACAGUUACUUUGCAUUAUGUUAUUUAAGGUAGGUACCCUUGGUUCGACUUUUGUUAAGUACAAUAAGAUACGGCGCUAUUUUAUUAAAAUUAUUUCUCAUAAAUUCUUAAUGUUAAAUUUCUGACAAGUUGUAUAUAUAUGUAAUUUUAUUAAGUUGUACGUAAUUAAGUAUCAUGUAAAAUUAUUAGACAUCUAUGUGUCUCUCAUCAUCUGGCAUUGCCACCAGCGCGUUUCGAUCUUUUACGCGCCGCACUUCGUUAUAUUAACGAAAUCUUUAUAUCCAUUUCAAUGGAAUAAAAUAUAUUACAUUUUGUUUCUAUAGAGAUAUUAAGUUGAAUAAAAUCUAAAUUAAAUAUGUUUUUCUCCUCCGAAAAGAAGGUGGACUACUUUAUAAUUGUUAAGAAUCAUCUGAAACAUCUUGAUCAUCAUAUACACUCCUAUAACAUUCGUUUUACCACUGUGUAGGUCUCAGAGUAUGGUUGGUUUUGAGUCGCAUUUGUGUAUCAUCAUAAAUUAUGUUGGUGUAACCAUAAGGUUUUGGAUUGGAUUUUAUUUGCAGAUAAGAAUUGUGUGUAAACGAAUUAAAACCGUAUUUUAAUAUUUAACACACAUUGCGGCAAAGACUGAGUAAAGGCGCAAAUACGCAGAGGCGCUUGAUAGCUGCGUAGUUUAAAACUAACAUAUUCAUAAUACGGUUUUUAUAGUUACCUAAAGUAUGGAGUUGUCCCAACUAUUGAAGCAAUUUUCUACAUAAUUGUAAUAAAAUCAAAGACGUAAAGAAUUGUGGUCAUUUUUGUGAUAUUUACCUAUAUAUAUUGCUAUGCUGUGCUUUAUCUGUAUCUAUUAAGAUGACGGCACGGCGAGAGUAGGGGCUUUUGCAUAAAAUGACACAGCAUACCUGUCAAUAUACCCUUGCACAGCAUCAUUUAAAAAUACUACACAGGGAUUUCAGUUCAUGUACGAUUUGUUUCGCUAAUAAUAUUCUCAGGGCUACAACACUUGGGACUUAUUCCUUUGAAAUCUAUGUUGCAACGUAAGUCUACUCUUGAAUUUCUUUACUGAUCAGCAUUGGAUACAAUACUAUGUAAUCAUAUUUUCAUACUUCAACUGAAAUCGAAUUCAAGAGUAGACCUGCUAAUACUAAUUUCAUAUAUCUGUUUAUCAAACUCUUAUGAGUCCAAUUAGAUCUCAAUCAUAUUA